AGCUCGUUUCGUUACGUUUCGUUAUUACUAACAUUCUUUUUUUUUGGAUUUCAUCACAUUUGUCAACACUGAUCAUGGCCGGUUUUUACAAGAAGUAUCUCACGCUGCUCCAAUCCUGGCCUUUGGAUAAAUCGAAAGUAGGCAAGGAUUUGGGCCAGCACAUCAGGGAUCAGGUGAAGCUGGCAUUUUCCAAAGGCGAUUUGAACAACGUGGACGAGAAGCGCUGCGAUUCUUACUAUAAUAGUCUGGAAAGGAUUGCUAGCAAUCGUUACGGAAAAUUGUACAAGCGCUCAUUCAACAGUACGGCGAGUGGCUUAACCCAGGAACAGUGCAACGCGGUACUGUCGCCGGAGUUUCUUGAGUUUUGGCAGGAAGAGGAAAGGGGUCUUCUGUCUAGAACGGCAAGGUUGUUCCGAAGAAAAAAGCAUGUCUCUACGGACGAUUAG
Neodiprion virginianus is the source of this 446-nucleotide messenger RNA. RefSeq names its product ubiquinol-cytochrome-c reductase complex assembly factor 2. Gene Ontology annotation, cellular component: mitochondrial matrix. Lineage: Eukaryota; Metazoa; Arthropoda; Insecta; Hymenoptera; Diprionidae. The transcript is spliced from 2 exons. Bases 75 to 446 code for a protein of 123 amino acids. Gene Ontology annotation, biological process: mitochondrial respiratory chain complex III assembly. The record is from RefSeq and is a predicted model, not a curated record.